Molecule: messenger RNA, 2155 nt
Organism: Thrips palmi
Lineage: Eukaryota; Metazoa; Arthropoda; Insecta; Thysanoptera; Thripidae
Product: vanin-like protein 2
Exons: 11
Coding region: 268-1914 (548 amino acids)
Molecular function (GO): hydrolase activity, acting on carbon-nitrogen (but not peptide) bonds, in linear amides
Source: RefSeq, a predicted model, not a curated record
AUACUCGCGCCUCGUGCUGGUGCCCCUCGAGCAGUCCGGUUGAUAAGCCCGGUACAAGCCGCAGUCUUUAGUCUUUCCGACCCCACGCCAGACGUCGGCCGAGGAAGUCCCAAGUCCCACCUUGCGGCGCGGCAGCCCCGGCGACGACGACCUAUCAGGCAGCGAGACGCGCGGCGAGACGAGUGGUGUGACUGAACGGACUCGGGGCAGCGGAGCCAGCGGCGGUCGCGACAGAUACAGUGUCGGCGUCGGCCCACCUGCGACACCAUGGCCAGGUCCCUGCUGGCCGGCCUCGCGGCCCUGCUCUGCCUGUUGCACGUCCAGGCCUCCACGGUGGAGGACACGCACUACGUCGCCGCCGUCGUGGACCUCACCGUGCCGGUCAACUUCAAGCUGACGGCCGAGGAGAACAUCAUGAGGAAUGUCGCGGCCCUGGAGGAGUUCAUGGCCAGCGCUGAGAAGCAGAACGUGGACAUCAUCGUGUUCCCCGAGGAGGGCUUGAAGGGCCUCGCCGUCAGCCCCUACCCCAUGGCCGUCCCUGCGGCCGAGAACAACGUCACCCCCUGCGAAGUGGAGGACUCGCCCAAGCCGCUGCGUGAGCUGUCGUGCAUGGCGGCCAAGUACGGCAUGUACCUGGUCGUGAACCUGGUGCAGAAGGUGCCCUGCACCAAGGCGGAGGACGCCAAGUGCCCGUCGCGGAACUACUUCCAGUACAACACGAACGUGGUGUUCGACCGCAAAGGCAAGAUCAUCGCGAGGUACCACAAAUACAACUUGUUCGGAGAGCCCGGCAACAACGUCCCGCCCUCCGUGGAGUACGUGACGUUCGACACCGACUUCGGCGUGCGCUUCGGCAUGUUCAUCUGCUUCGACAUUCUCUUCGACAAGCCCUCGGCCCAGCUGGCGCGCUUGCAGAACGUCACCGACUUCGUGUUCAGCGCCGCCUGGUUCUCCGAGGUGCCGUUCCUGUCGGCUGUGCAGGCGCACUCGGGCUGGGCGCACGCCCUGGACGUGAACCUCAUCGCCGCGGCCUUCAACUACCCCAGCAGUGGCGCGACGGGCAGCGGCAUCUACCGCGGCAGGGACGGCAUCCUGGCCUACGUGUUCAACCCCCGCGCCGAGUCCACCAUGCUGGUGCGCAGCGUCCCGAAGCACGGACAGCCGAGCACGGCGACGGCGCUGCCGCUGCUGGACCAGCUCGACCCGAGGAACAACUACGCGUCCAGCGACACGGACCCCGUCGACUCCGUCAAGCCCCUUCGCAUGAUUCAGGACAACUUGACCAUGUACAGCACGACGCUGAUGCCGCGGCCCGCCGUGGGCGAGACCCAGCAGUGGGAGCAGGUGGUCGUCAACAACGGCCUGCGCUGCACCUUCAACACCAGGCUGACGGGGACAACUCUCUACUCGAUGCGCAGUGCCGCCGCGAGCAUCCACGGCGCUUCCUCCCCCGCCAGGGCAGCGGCCGCCGACCCCGAGGAGGCCGAGGCCGAGGACUUCGAUGGGAUGUACUACCGGGUAGCCGCCUUCAGUGGCGUGCGCGACCACUCGGGCGUCGCCUCCACUGGCGUGCAGGUUUGCGGAAUCAUUUCGUGUCGGAACAAGGAGUUGUCGUCCUGCGGGUGGAACGUCGCCAACCUCAACAACCCCACGGUCCGCUGGACCGAGUUCGUCAACGUCCACAUCACGGCGGAGUUCGACCGCCAAAACACGCUGCAGUUCGUUUCCACACAGGCGGGGCCGCGGUACGACCCCCUGCCGGCCUACCUGUACGACUUCGCAAGUUCUGACGGUUCCACCGGUGACAAGCAAAAGAAGAGCCUCGUUCUGAAGAAGCCCGUCGUGGACCUGCGCACCUUCGCCAUAUAUGGACGUAAAUUUGACUGGGACGGGAAAACUCCGACAGGCUAUUGACUUCAUCAUUCAUCAUGACUGAUACUCGAGGGCAAACAACUGAUACAGCGUCAAGAGCAAGUACCAGCAUAGAAGAAAUAUCAAUAUUUACAAGAAAAGAAGAGCUGACCCAUUUGCAUGGAGGUCACUUGUUCACUUCAUUUGGAGUGGCAGCAUCUCAAGUUUCAUAGCUUGCAGUGGAAUGUCACUAGUAUUUUGUGAUCUAUUUCACUGGAGAAUAUAAAACAGAAAUCAAUGAUAA